AUGGGAAAAGGCGGACAUAAUACACAUAUUGAAAAAAAUAAAGAUCAACAAUCAGACUUAACAUCAUUAUCAACACCACCUCAUCGAUUACCAACAUUAUCUGACAUAAAACUUAAAUUACCAUCUCAUUGUUUUCGCCCAACAGUACGUCAAUCAAUGAGCUAUGUUGCUAAAGAUAUUAUUUACGUUACGUUAACAUUUAUUAUCAUGUAUCAAAUUCACACUCUAUUUAAAUAUGGUUUUUUAUUUUUUCCUAUUUAUUGGUGUAUACAAGGUACUCUUUAUACAUCACUUUUUGUACUUGGACAUGAUUGUGGACAUGGAAGUUUUAGUUCGUAUCAAUUAUUGAAUGAUAUUAUGGGAACUCUCCUACAUACUUGGAUAUUAGCACCAUACUAUACCUGGAAGCUUACUCAUAAUAAACAUCAUAAAAAUACAUGUAAUAUUGAGAAAGAUGAAAUAUUUUAUCCACAACGUGGCUUAUAUUAUGAACCAUCAUUAUUGGAUGAUAUUCUCUUUUGGUUUCCUGGUAUUGGUUGGUUUUAUUACUUAAUAAAUGGUUAUUCACCAAGAACAGUAAAUCAUUUUAAUCCGUUUGAACCGCUAUUCUAUAAUCGACAUUUCUUCGGUGUUUGUUCUUCACUUGGUGCAUAUUUAGGAAUGUGUUAUUUAAUGUAUCUUUACGCAAGUUCAUUUGGUUUUAUUAAUUUACUUGUUUAUCAUUUAAUACCAGUAUUUAUUUUUGCAUGUUACAUGGUUAUUAUAACGAUGUUACAUCAUACAGAAAUUGAUGUACCCUGGUAUGCUGAUUCUGAAUGGAAUAAUGUUAAAGGACAAUUAUCAACUGUCGAUCGUCAUUAUGGCUGUGCACACUCAGUAAUACAUUCUAUUGGUACACAUCAAAUUCAUCAUCUUUUUACUAAAGUACCGCAUUAUCAUUUAGAAGAAGCAACAAUGCAUUUUCGUAAAGCAUUUCCUGAUUUAGUUCGUUAUAAUGAUGAACCGAUUCUAUCUGCAUUUGCACGUAUGUUCACAAUCUUUCUUCGACAACGAAACAAAACAAAAAUAUUACUGUAUACUGCAAUGGCUCUAUCAGCUUGGGGUGAUCGUAUGUGGAAUUUUGCUGUUGGUAUUUAUUUUAUUUCUCUCAAUCCAACUAAUCUUCAAAGUGUAGCUCUGAAUGGUAUUGCACUCAAUUUAGCUGUUAUUUUCUUUGGUACAGCUAUUGGUGAUUGGAUUGAUCGUAGUCCUCGUUUAUCAGCACUUAAAAAAUCAUUAUAUUUUCAAAAUUUAUCUGUUGCUGUUAUGGCUGUAUUAGUUGUUAUUGCUUUAUAUAAUCAAUCUUCUCUUCCAUCAUAUUGGAUGAUCAUAAUUCAAGGUUUUUUAAUUGGAAUUGGUAUGAUAGCAACAUUAUCUAGUGUAGCAUGUAAAGUAUCAAUAUCAAAAGAUUGGGUUGUUGCAUUAUAUGGCUCUGAUCGACAAAAUUUAGCUAGUAAAGUUUUUUUUCAUUGUCUUAACGAAAUAGACACUAAUGCAACGCUUCGCCGAAUUGAUCUUCUUAGUGGUGUAUUAGCACCGAUUUUAACAGGUGCUGUUAUGGCAUUUACAUCACGAUGGUUUAGUGCUGUAUUAAUUUCUGGUUGGAAUGUUAUUUCACUUUGUCUUGAACUUUUCUUAUAUACAAGAGUUUAUCAUUUAGCUGAAGAUAUAUUAGCUAAUAAAGUAUCGACUAAUAAAUCUCAUGAAAAAUCACCUGAAAAGAAAGAAGGACCAAUAAGAAAGUUCUUAGGAUCUAUAAAAGGUCUAGGAACAUAUGCAUCUUUAUCAGUAUUUUUACCUGGACUUUCACUUGCAUUACUUUAUAUGACUGUUUUAAGUUUUGAUUCUGUUACACGAGCCUAUGUGAUUGAACAAGGUCUAUCAGAAGCUCUUUUGGGCUUAUUAAAUGGCUUAGGAUCGAUUCUUGGUGUUAUUGGCACCAUUGCCUAUCCAUUUUUUGUUAAACGUACAGGUCUUGUACGUACUGGUAUUAUUGGUUUUUGGUCGGAAUUUUCAAUGUUAAUUCUUUGCUUAACAUCAUUAUUUGUUCCUGGAACAUCAUUCACUCCAUUUCGACAUUUAUCAAUUGGUUCAUGUCAUUAUUAUGGAACAUCACAUAAUAAUAAUAAUACUAGUACAAUAGAUUUAAUACCAGAUCAAUGCUCCAAUUCGAAAUUAUCUGUACUUUUACUUGUUAUUGGUAUAACUCUGAAUAGAUUUGGUUUAUGGAUUGCUGAUUUAACAGUAAGUCAAUUACAACAAGAACGUGUUCCAGAAAAAAUUCGUGGUCGUAUUGGUGGUACACAACAUUCACUUAAUCAACUUUUUGAUUUACUUCGUUAUACACUUAUUAUUUGUUUACCUCGAAUGACACAAUUUGGUUAUCAUAUAUGUUUAUCGGUUUUAUCUGUAUUUACUGCAUCACUCAUUUAUACAAUAUGGUCAUGUUCAUCGGUUUCUCAUCUUGUUCCACCAGCUGCUGAUAUUGAAAUGACUGAAACAAAUGUUGAUUUAGCAAAACAUUAUGAAACUCAACUUGGCGAAAAAUUAGACUAUGUCGAUGAAGAUGAAUACAAAACUUAA
Rotaria sp. Silwood1 is the source of this 2622-nucleotide messenger RNA. The record is from the annotation of a GenBank genome assembly. NCBI's taxonomy places the organism in Eukaryota, Metazoa, Rotifera, Eurotatoria, Philodinida, Philodinidae.